Messenger RNA from Synchiropus splendidus (mandarinfish), 1921 nucleotides. It is a transcript of the gene otol1a, whose product is annotated as otolin 1a. Bases 181 to 1806 code for a protein of 541 amino acids. Gene Ontology annotation, molecular function: protein binding. The record is from RefSeq and is a predicted model, not a curated record. Lineage: Eukaryota; Metazoa; Chordata; Actinopteri; Syngnathiformes; Callionymidae. The transcript is spliced from 4 exons.
UCACAGAAUCUGCUCUCGCAGCCCACCUUCCUCUCCAAACCCAAGGGUUCAUGUCUCAGUCCUCCCUGUGGUGCAGGAGUUUGGCUGAUAUAAGGAAGCUGAGACGCCUCAUCGGCCAUCAGCGAGAGGCGAUGGAGUGAGGAGUCAACAGCACCUGCAUCACGAGCGUAAAGCCUCAGCAUGACGUUUACUCGAGCGGCUCUCCUGGCUGCCACCCUUCUCAGCCUAAUGGUCGACCUGACCCCUGGGGUCCGAGCAACGCGUGGGCCCAAACCUCAGAGCAGCAAGAAGCCUCCCAGAACUGGCCGGGGCCUGACCACCACCACCACCACACCGACCCCUCCCAGCGGCCUGCUCACCGAUGAGACCAGUGAGACCAUGAUGGACACUUACUCUCUGUCCCCCACCGACAGCACCACCUUCGCCAUCGACACGUUCCCCACUGAGUUUCACACCGACUCAGUCGCGCUCCCGGGGAACUAUACUCUCGACUACAAUGAGUGUUUCUUUAAUGUUUGUGAGUGCUGCCCACCAGAGAAGGGCCCCGCAGGGCCGAUGGGAGAGAGGGGACCACCGGGGCCGCCAGGACAGAGUGGUCCACCAGGGUUACCAGGAGAGAAGGGAGAAACGGGGCCGCCCGGCCCUACAGGACCUGAAGGUCUUCCUGGAGCAAAUGGACUCAAUGGAGACCUAGGUACUGCUGGCCUUAACAGAGGGAGGCUUUUCGACUGCCUCUCCAUUUCUCUUUCCCUCUUCAUGUCUCCUAUUCUGCAAACCCCCCUUUUCCCAAACUACAUAAAGGAUGUCAUCUUCUACACUCUAUUUUUCAAAACUGCUACAGGUGAGAAGGGGGACCAAGGACCUGCGGGGCUUCCUGGUGCUCCUGGCGCCCCGGGAAAACCAGGAGAGAAAGGUGACCCAGGGUCUAAAGGGGAAAAGGGUGAGCAAGGUUUAACUGGGCUCAAAGGAGACCCGGGAGAGAGAGGAGAGCCUGGUAUAAAUGGGACCAAUGGCAGCAGUGGACAAAACGGCACUAUUGGUCCACCAGGUGUCGCCGGUACAAAGGGUCAGAAGGGUGAACAGGGACCUCCUGGGGAGUGUUUGCCAGGCGAGAAGGGACAAAAGGGUGAGGCGGGUGUGCCGGGGCCUCCAGGAGAGAGAGGUGAGAUGGGACCUCAAGGGUUAAACGGAACUGAUGGAGAGAAGGGAGCGAAAGGCGAUCCUGGCCCUCAGGGUGGGAAGGGAGACAAUGGCAACAGGGGUCCCCCGGGACCUCAGGGACUAAGGGGCAUGGCAGGGGUCAGAGGGGAAAGGGGCGUGAAAGGCGGACGAGGACCUCGUGGUCCAAAGGGUGCUCCCGGUGAGAGCCUGGAGCCGAUUCGCUCGGCCUUUAGUGUGGGUUUGUUCCCCAGCAGGUCCUUCCCUCCGCCAGGCCUCCCUGUCAAGUUCGACAAGGUCUUCUACAACGGAGAGGGCCACUGGGACCCCUCCAGCAACAAGUUCAACGUCACCUACCCAGGGGUCUACCUGUUCACCUACCACAUCACCGUGCGUAACCGACCUUUGCGUGCCGCCCUGGUGGUCAACGGUGUGAGGAGGCUGCGGACCCGCGACUCCCUUUAUGGUCAGGACAUCGAUCAGGCUUCCAAUCUGGCUCUUCUGCAGUUGAAGGAGGGCGACCUGGUCUGGCUGGAGACCCUGAGAGACUGGAACGGUGUUUACUCCAGCACUGAGGACGACAGCACCUUCACUGGCUUCCUGCUCUACCCUGACACGAAGAACAACCCCAGCAUGGAGAACCUGUGACCACUCACUGCCUGAAUGAGUCCAGUCGACCUGCACCUCCUGUCAUAUCUGCACCGUAACAUGCCUCUGAAAAUCAACGCUGUAGUCUCUUCUGCUUGUACAAUUCUCCAAAAUA